CGGGCCACGUCCGCCGGCCGCGGGGGCACCGGCGCCCGGAGCUGCGCCGCCCGCCGCCAUGCGGUUCCGGUUCGGGGUGGUGGUGCCGCCCGCGGUGGCCGGGGCCGCGCCGGAGCUGCUGGUCGUGGGGUCGCGGCCCGAGCUGGGGCGCUGGGAGCCGCGCGGGGCCGUGCGCCUGAGGCCGGCGGGCACCGCGGCGGGCGCGGGGGCGCUGGCGCUGCAGGAGCCGGGCCUGUGGCUCGGGGAGGUGGAGCUGGCGCCCGAGGAGGCGCUGCAGGACGGGGCGGAGCCGGGCCGCGUGGACCCGUUCUGGUACAAGUUCCUGAAGCGGGAGCCGGGCGGAGAGCUCUCCUGGGAAGGCAAUGGACCUCACCAUGACCGUUGCUAUGCUUAUAAUGAAAACAACUUGGUGGAUGGUGUUUAUUGUCUCCCAAUAGGACACUGGAUUGAGUCAACUGGGCACACCAAUGAGAUGAAGCAUACCACGGACUUCUAUUUUAAUAUUGCAGGCCACCAAGCCAUGCAUUACUCAAGAAUUCUACCAAAUAUCUGGCUGGGUAGCUGCCCUCGUCAAGUGGAACAUAUAACCAUCAAACUGAAGCAUGAAUUGGGGAUUACAGCUGUAAUGAAUUUCCAGACUGAAUGGGAUAUUGUACAGAAUUCCUCGGGCUGUAACCGCUACCCAGAACCCAUGACACCAGACACCAUGAUUAAGCUCUAUAGGGAAGAAGGCUUGGUCUACAUCUGGAUGCCGACACCAGAUAUGAGCACCGAAGGCCGAGUGCAGAUGCUGCCCCAGGCGGUCUGUCUCCUGCACGCGCUGCUCGAGAAUGGACACACCGUAUACGUUCACUGCAACGCCGGGGUCGGCAGGUCCACGGCGGCCGUCUGCGGCUGGCUCCAGUACGUGAUGGGCUGGAAUCUGAGGAAGGUGCAGUACUUCCUCAUGGCCAGAAGGCCAGCUGUGUACAUUGAUGAAGACGCACUGGCCCGGGCAGAAGAAGACUUUUUUCAGAAAUUUGGGAAGGUUCGUUCUUCCAUAUGUGGUGUGUAGGUGGCCCAUCUGCCUCCCCAACCUCCCAAUUUCCUUAGGAACCCAGUUUCCUUAGGUGAUGUUAGUAGAGUGACCUAGAAACAAAGAUUCCACCAGAACUGAAAAGACCGGUCACUUGGCUUUGCCCGCAGCCUGCCCCCUUUCGUCUGGGGCUUUCUGUUAAUGCUUUGGCUGGGCUGUAUUUUCUUUGAAGUAUUUUUGCAGAGGAAGCUGUGACUGACUGACACGUGAGAAAAAGCCACAAGCAAAUUGGACUGUGCAGUGUUCUAGCAUCAGACGGAAAAGGAAAGUGUGCAUUUGUUGUAUGGCGGCUUAACGAGCGCACCUUCUCAUGGCAUUGUAAUGUGACCUGCGGAACAAAAGUUGGGGGAUCCGUAGAUGUGACCACUUGUGUGUUGAUGCAUGCAUGCACACGUGCACAGCUUUUCUGCUCAAUUGAACUGAAGUGAUACAAUGAGAGCUGGCCAGUUGCCAAAGAAGGGAAUAUGGGUAGAAGCGUGGACCAUGACAGAGGAGGAGCUCCCAUGACUGAGAAGUGAUGGCUUUCUAGACUUGGUGUUGGCAUCCUGCUUCCCCAGUGUUCCAGUCGGUUCCAGGGCAUGACCUUCUGUACCCACAACCCUGUGUGACAACCACAGUGGAGUUAUUGUCUCUCCCUUUGGUUUAAUUGAGGCUCAACGAGCGUAGACAGCUUGCCCAAGGUCUCACGGCUAGUCAGGGACCAGCUGGUGUUUAAAACCCACACUUAUGUGACUCAGUGCUUUCAACACAACUUGUUGAUUUUCCAGCACAGUGUAGUGGAUUCUGUUUCUCUCUCUCAGAGUAAGGUCAAUUUUUUUGCAAUAGUUUCUACAGUGAGAAAUGGAACAGCCUUCUGAUUAGUUGCCAAGGAAUUUAGGAAAGUAGCUCUAUUUUGUGCAACCUAAUUUAAAACAUGGUGGGCUGUCUCAACACCCAAGAGGCCUGAGCCACAGCUCACCAUACCAGAAGAGCCCCAAUCCGUAGAUAAUUGUUGCACAGCUUAGGAGUGGUCCUGUUUCAGCCCUCAGUUUUUUUUUUUUUUAAAGAUUUUAUUUAUUUGACAGAGAGAGACACAGCGAGAGAGGGAACACAAGCAGGGGGAGUGGGAGAGGGAGAAGCAGGCUUCCCGCUGAGUAGGGAGCCCGAUGCGGGGCUCGAUCCCAGGACCCUGGGAUCAUGACCUGAGCUGAAGGCAGACGCUUAACGACUGAGCCACCCAGGCACCCCUCAGCCCUCAGUUUAAAACAGUACACAGUUACCGCGCCUCCAGAAUAUGUAGCUCACUACCCUAGGUUCCAUAGGAAAUACAAAGAUGAACAAGACUCUGCCUUCAAAAAGCUCACAGCCCAGAAACAGCUCGGUGUUCAAUCAGGAUUUUCUGUGAUGCCACAGGAUUGCUCUAUGAAUGAUAUGCCAGAAUAGGGGAGGGAGAAGUACCUUUUAUCGCGUGUCUUGUAUGUGCCAGGUGCUUUUCAAUUUUAAUUGAACCUUCAUGGUACGAGGGCAGUUAAUUACCUCUGCUAUAUAGCCGAGAAAACGAAGGCUCAGAUAGUUCAGUCAGCUGCCCAGGAUCACAUGGUGAAGAAAUAGAUGAAAUGAGAUACAAAGCUAGGUUUGUCUAAUUCAACACCCAUGCUUUUUCGAUUAAACUGCAAUGCCUGCUUAUUUUUCUGCUCCUUUUUUCUUCGUAAUUAUUUAUUGAUAGAUACGAGAGACUCUGAAUUAGGAAGUAUGGGAGAUAAGGACAACACAAGGUAACUUCCACUGGAGUUCAGAGGAGGCAGACAUGUCUGUACUGUGGGACUCAGGAGGGAUGGCUUUUGAUUUGUCAGAGAAUGCUAGACAGCUCACAUUCCUCCUGCAAGUUUACCAAGUUAAAUUUAUAAGCCAGGAUUGAAUAUUAUGAAAUCUAGCUCCCUUGCUAAAAAUAGAGAUAACUAUUAUAUCCAAGUAACCCAUUUAUGGUCAUAAUGUGUUGUGUAAAACUUAAUCCUGAAAUGGAAUAUUUCUAACCAAUUAUAUACGUGUGUGUGUGUGUUUGUGUGUGAAUUAGUUUAAUGCCUAAGAAGCUCAGCUAUGUAACCUCCACUAUAAAAAGACUUUUCCGGGUGGAUUUUCCUUUUUCUUCUGAUAGGAAAAAUCAGUUUAGGGCUAUUAAAGAAUGUUUUGAAAUAACCUCUCUUGUCCUCAAUAAAUGGAUGUCCAAUGUAUUUCAAAAUUACCUGGAAUUUUGCUGAAUAAAAGCAUUAAAAAUGA
Messenger RNA from Mirounga angustirostris (Northern elephant seal), 3331 nucleotides. It is a transcript of the gene EPM2A, whose product is annotated as EPM2A glucan phosphatase, laforin. Gene Ontology annotation, cellular component: nucleus; cytoplasm. Lineage: Eukaryota; Metazoa; Chordata; Mammalia; Carnivora; Phocidae. The coding region runs from base 59 to 1054 and encodes 331 amino acids. Gene Ontology annotation, biological process: protein dephosphorylation. Gene Ontology annotation, molecular function: starch binding; carbohydrate phosphatase activity; protein tyrosine phosphatase activity. The transcript has 4 exons. The record is from RefSeq and is a predicted model, not a curated record.